This is a messenger RNA of Eremothecium gossypii ATCC 10895, 1146 nucleotides long. RefSeq names its product exopolyphosphatase (gene PPX1). The transcript has a single exon. Lineage: Eukaryota; Fungi; Ascomycota; Saccharomycetes; Saccharomycetales; Saccharomycetaceae. Gene Ontology annotation, cellular component: cytoplasm. The record is from RefSeq and is marked provisional. Gene Ontology annotation, molecular function: exopolyphosphatase activity. The coding region runs from base 1 to 1146 and encodes 381 amino acids.
AUGUCCAAUUCUAUUGCCCAGUUCUUGACCUUUUUGCGUAACCAAUACGUGAAGAACCUCUCGCAAGGGGUACCUCUACGGAUUGUGUGUGGCAACGAAUCAGCGGACCUUGAUUCAGUGGCGUCCGCCAUCGCAUAUGCGUACUUCAGCUAUGCCUGGAAGCCGACUGAGCCUGUGGUACCGAUAAUUAGCAUCCCACACCACGAUCUCAAGCUCCGCAAAGAUGUGGAGAUGGUGCUCGAGCACAUUGGUGUUUCUGACAAAAGUCUAUUCUUUCUCGAGGAUUUACAGAAGUGGAAGAUGGAUCAUGGGCUCACAAUUGAUGGCGUGUUGGUCGAUCACAAUGAGCUACAAGGGCCUUGUAAAGAUCUCAUUGAUGAGGUUGUCGGUGUAAUCGAUCACCACGAGGAUCAGCGGAUAUACUAUGAACAAGUGAAGAAGACAAACGGGCCUUACAUCGUAGCGCCCACCGGCAGCUGUUCAUCACACGUUGUCAAUUAUUGGAAUGGCAUUCUCGGAUCUAGCGAUCAAUCGCAGCUAACAGAUGCUCUGACAUUAUGCAUGAGCGCAAUCAUGAUGGACACAUCGAAGCUCAAGCAUAAAGUAGAGGACUCGGACAUGCAAGCGUACGCCAUCUGCAAAAGCGUGUUGACCAAUAUGAACGAGGAUGCGUACUACAAGCGCAUGAAGGCAGCAAAGAAUGACGUAGAUGGCUUCUCACUCGAUGAGAUUCUUCGUAAGGACUAUAAAGAGUUGGUGUUCCCGAGCCGCAGUGCAGAUCUACGUGUUGGCGUACCUACUGUCGUGCGCUCUUUCGAAUGGAUGCGCGAGAAGUUCGGCGACAAUGGGACUACGAAGCUCUGGCACAGUUUCCUUCUGGAGCAUAAGUUAGAUUUCCUCGUGGUGCUCACAAUUAAGAAGGCCAACGAGGGUUUGAAACGGGAGUUGGCUAUCAUGGCCAACUCCUGCGACCGUGCGCAGCAGGUCGAGUUCUUGAUCCAAAGCCUCACCCCAGAGUUGCAGUUGAGCAAGACCUCUGUCUUCUCCCCCGGCUCACUCGUCAUUGAGACGUGCGACCAGAGAAUGCUAUCUGCCAGUCGCAAGCAAAUAGUACCUCUCCUCAAGAGAACCGUCGCCGAGUUAUAG